AUGGCUAAGAAGAACAACAAUGGACAACUAGAAGCUUCUGGAUCCAACCAUGGCGUUCUCGAUCCUUCUCUGGAUCCUUUGAGUCUGUAUUUCGUUCAUCCUGGAGAUGGUCCUUUAACAGUUUCAGUGUCGCCGAAGCUUACCAGUGCAAAUUACCAAAUGUGGACGCGAUCAAUGCGAAGAGCGUUGAGUGCGAAGAACAAGUUUCGAUUCGUUGACGGAAGCAUUCCAGUUCCAGAAGCGGAUCAUCCACUCUAUUUCGCAUGGGAAAGGUGCAAUAACCUAAUUCAUACCUGGAUUAUGAACUCUGUUUCUUCAUCAAUUGCACAAAACCUAGUUUACAUUGAAAAUGUGAUAGAUGUUUGGAAUGAGUUGAAAGAACGUUUUUCGCAAGUUGAUUUGAUUAGGAUUUCUGAGUUGCAAAGUGAAAUUUCGAAUUUGAGACAAGGAUCUUCAACUAUUACUGAUUUUUUCACUGAAUUGAAAACCUUAUGGGAAGAAAUUGAUGGAUUUAGACCUUUGCCUAUAUGCAUUUGCAAUGCUAGAUGUCCAUGUCAGGGUAAUGCUAAAAUUUACAAGGAUCAGGAUUACAUAAUUCGGUUUUUAACUGGUCUUAAUGAAGAAUUUGCUACUGUUAGAUCUCAGAUUCUCCUUAUGAAACCUUUACCUACAUUGAAUGAAGUGUUUUCUAUGGUGAUACAACAAAAGAGACAAUCUGGUGCUAGUUUAGGAAAUUCUGGUCAGAAUGUAGGAGAUGCAAGAUCUAUGUUGAAUGCAGUUGAUAAUAGGCAAGGAUAUGGUAGAGGAAGAGGUUAUCCUCAAGGAAAUCAAUAUAGUUUCUCAUCUGCUGCUAAUGCUAACAAAAAUAGGGGAUAUUAUUCAGGAUCUGGAUCUGGAUCUGGUAGAGGUACCAGAAUUUGUUCACACUGUGGGAGGAUAGGCCACACAAUUGAUAGCUGCUACAAGAUAUAUGGUCUUCCACCCUCUUUUAGGUCACAGAACAAUGGAUCUGUGAAUAAUUUUCAGACAGAGGAAGGUAACAAUGGAGAUCAUUUGUAUUGCAAUGAAGAUCCUCAGCAACCAGAAGUUCCUGUUUCUCAGUCUUCUCAUGUCUUGAAUGGCAAUAAUUCUCAUACAACAACUACAACAUUUGUUCCAGCACCAACCUUUACAACAGAACAAUAUCAGAAACUUCUUAAUUUGAUUCAAGGAACUGCAGACACACAAUCUGUUAGUUCAUCUCACAUUAAUCAGCUAAGAAUUCAUGAAGGACCACAUCAGAUCAAUCAGAUUCAUCCACAUCAUGGUACUACUUCCAAAGGGAAAUGUACAACAAUUGUCUUAUCUUAUUAUCCACCUCCUCUACCAAAAGCUUGCAGUGAAUGGAUAUUAGAUUCAGGAGCCACAGUACAUGUGUGUUCCAGACUUGAGCUUUUUCAUACUUUCUUCAAAAUAAAUCCUAUGAGUGUUCAACUUCCAAAUGGUAACACAGUGAAGGCUCAAUUGGCUGGAACUGUCAUUUUUACACCCUUGUUAUCUUUGAUUAAUGUCCUUUAUGUUCCAGAUUUUAGCUUCAAUAUUAUUUCUACUUCAAAGCUAUGUGAACAUUUAUCCUGUGUUGUUCUAUCUUAUUCCACACAUUCCUUGAUACAGGAUCUCAACUCCUAG
Molecule: messenger RNA, 1668 nt
Organism: Lotus japonicus
Lineage: Eukaryota; Viridiplantae; Streptophyta; Magnoliopsida; Fabales; Fabaceae
Exons: 1
Coding region: 1-1668 (555 amino acids)
Molecular function (GO): zinc ion binding; nucleic acid binding
Source: RefSeq, a predicted model, not a curated record